CAAAAAGUGACAAGCCCAAUAAAAACCUCAAAAAUGGUGAUAAUCCACAUUAAAAAAGGCGACGAGAGCCAAUUUCUCAUCGAAACUUCAUUAAAAACCCCAAUCGAAGACCUGGUGAAGACGGUGGUCGCUAUCUACAACGGUCGUCUUAAAGUAAGCCGAAUCUGCAGCGAAAUCGAGGAACUAGCCAAAUAUGGAACGUUGUUUCCGCCGGAAAUCUUGGGGUUGACCGAAGAGCAGGUAGAGGAGCUCAAGCUUGUGGAUACCUGGGGGGACCAGUGCAUUCCUAGUGGAGGCUUCACCUUCGAAAAGGAUCCUGUUGGUAGAAGGAAUGGAAAGCAGCCUAAGAAGGCCAUGCAGGAUGUGUUAAAUAAAGCUGUUAGCGAUGCUAAAGAGAUGGUGUCCAAAAAGUUGGUUAAUGAAGGAAAAUUAUUGACGAUAAAAAUAAUUCACGAGGCGAUAAAUCUGUUGCGGGGUGCGGUCACCAUUGUAUACCCAAUGAAGUUACCGCCGCAUGACGUUAUCAGGAUGGAGUUUGAAAACAUCGAAGAUUUGUCGGGCACGCAGGCUUCUUUGGAGAUUAUAGAUCCUUUGACGGCUCAAAUGUGGUUUUGCGGAAAGGAGGUGUACAGAGAGGGCAAAAAAGUCGGAGAUUUUGCUGGAAAAGUGGAAAAUUGCAAGAUUAUCAUGAAGCUUUCAAAACGUGGAGAAGGAGCUCCAGCAAGAGAACCUAUCAUGUCGGAGAAUGAUAGGAAACAAAUGAUGCUACACGCAUACAGAAAACAGGAGGAACUAAAAAAAUUAGAAGCCGAUGAUGACGACAAUUAUAUGGAUUCCGAAUGGGCUAAUAAAGGAAAUUUAAAAAGACAUUUUCAUGGAUUAAAUAACAUAUCCUGGGGACCAAAAUAAAUAUAUGUAUUUUCUAGUAUAAUUUUA
Messenger RNA from Brassicogethes aeneus, 936 nucleotides. The record is from the annotation of a GenBank genome assembly. Lineage: Eukaryota; Metazoa; Arthropoda; Insecta; Coleoptera; Nitidulidae.